This is a messenger RNA of Diprion similis, 5736 nucleotides long. RefSeq names its product serine-rich adhesin for platelets (gene Haspin). Gene Ontology annotation, cellular component: cytoplasm; nucleus. Lineage: Eukaryota; Metazoa; Arthropoda; Insecta; Hymenoptera; Diprionidae. The transcript is spliced from 9 exons. The record is from RefSeq and is a predicted model, not a curated record. Gene Ontology annotation, molecular function: histone H3T3 kinase activity; ATP binding. Gene Ontology annotation, biological process: mitotic cell cycle; protein phosphorylation; intracellular signal transduction. The coding region runs from base 115 to 5631 and encodes 1838 amino acids.
AACGGAUGCAGAGUUAAUCAUAACCUCUGAGAGUCAGUUUAUAAAAUUGAAAUUUAGUUCAUCAGUGGGGAUAAAAAAAAAUUGUAUUCUUUCUCAUGUGAGAUAACAAUCAAAAUGAUCCGCAAACCGCCUUUGAGGACUUAUCAAAAGAAAAAAGGUGCACAAUCGUCAUUUAGUUAUUCACAUACAACAUCGCGAGAACCUCAUUUUUCCAGUAAGAGGACAUUGAAUAAAACAAGAAAAAGCAAGCAUGCUCUUAGUCUUGACGAUGUGGACAUCGAAGAACUCAGCUCAGCUUACUUUGAAACCACUUUUGAUAGAAUUGCCAAAAACGCAAGACUCCCAACGCCACCCGUUUCGUAUAAUUCAAUUGUAGACAUCAGCAGUGAUGUACCGCCGCAAGAGUCAUCAUUUGUGAGGAAAAAUGUGUACGAAUUGUCUCUGAAAGGUGAUCCUGCGGUGUCUGGAGCCGGUAAACGAGUCAAGCGUAAAUUGAUUCGAUCUCGCGCAGUGCAUCAAGAUACCGAAGUGAUUGUAAAAAAACGUCUGAAACAUGAUUUGAUUAAUGUAAGCACAAAAAAGUCCAAAACGGUAAGAAAUGCCAAAAGAAAAGUAUCUGCACAGUCUCGUAUCAACGCAUCGAAUGCUAAAGCAAAACUUGCAGUUCAAACAAAUGACUCAACUUUGAAUAACUCUGAAAAUUGGUUUGUACCGCAACCAAAGACACGUAAUCGGACAGCAAGAAACAAACAAAACCAAAAAAACAGUUAUCUGUUGAGAAUGAAGGGUACUAUCACGCCAAUCUCAGACUUAUCUUUAACCGAAAAUAAUAUCAGUCAAAGUUACAAUGCCAAGCUUAACAAGGUGAAAAAUAAACCUAAAAAAAAAAUAUCGAACAGGAUUAAUGCUGAUCGAAGAAAUUUGAAGGUCCUUAAUUACGAUGACACAUUACCAAAUGAUCAAAAAGACUUCCCUGAAUUUGAAAUAAGUGACAAUAGAGUUAAAGACGAUGGCGUUGGAAAACUGCAAGGCAUAGACGAGAAUAAGGAAAAUCUUUUAACCAGUACCGUUUCAUAUGAGAUGCAAGAUAAGGCUGCAGUUAAAAAUUCAUUGAAAUCAGUACAAGUUGAGAACUUUCAACGACAUUCAACAUCACAAUCAAGUGAAAGUGACUCUACAGAUUCUAAUAAGUACCGUAGAAUUUUAAACCGCAAAGCAGCCAAAAAGAAAAUCCAAACCCAUUUAAUACAAAAAAGUGGGACUCCAGAAUAUACAAACGCAGUGGAUAAUUCUAAUAACAUUUCGAAUAUCAGUCGCCAACCUUGCAGUUCGACAAUAUCUGAGUAUCAUGUUAGAAUGAAGAAAGAUUUUGUCUCCAAACCUCGUUCCUAUGAACUCCUCAACUGUUCAGCAAAAGAGGGUCUUGUGUUGCAUGAAAAUAAAUUUUCCGCAGCAUCAGAAGCUUGUAAUACACUUGCAUCUGAGGAUCUGUUUCAAACAAGCAUUUCAAACACUGCGUCAAACAUUGAACCACAGUCUGACGGUAUCAAACCUUGUACAAUAGAAAUUACUGAUUGUGAAAACAAAAAACUUGUGAAUACGUUAAAGCAAUGCGAUACAAAGCAUUCGUUAUACUAUCUGAAGUGCAGCACACCUAUAAGUGCAUAUGUAACAAUUGACAGAUCAAUGAAUCGUCUUUCGCCUAUUACUCUCGGCAGUGAUAUGGGGCAGAGGAUUGAAAAAUUCCCAAGACAACAAUACACCAACGAACUUUCAGUUAUGAAUUCUAAUCGUACGCAUAGUAAAAUUGUUGAACAAGAUUUAGGAGUACAAAGAGUAAAUGCACGCAGUGGAAAUGUAAGAAGAAAACUCAAUGUUUCAUAUAAAGAAGAUGAUUUGUUGAAACCAGACAAUCAGUAUUGGGAACAAAAUGAUGUCCGAAAAAAACUUGUUAAAAAUUCUGUAAGCAAUGAAGAUUCUUCGCACGGUGCAAAAUCAGCACAAGUACUUUCUCCGACUUCUCGAGUUCAAGAAUCUCUGGAGAUUCUGAAAUUGGAUUCUGAAAAUUCGAAUCCUAAACUUGACGAAGAUCAUAUAAAUAAUCGUACUCAUAGUACUGGAUCUGGUAUGAUCUCUGAAAAUACAAAUAAAUAUGAAAACACAAGUGAAUUUACAGGGAAAUCGAAGGAUACCCAUGCGCACCUGACACCCAUUGGCAUCAUAACUACCCGCAGCGGAAGACAGCUCAAACUGAGUAUGACUAUGAAAAAGAAGUUUUUUAAUGACUCUAACGACCCCAAAAUCCAUUCUAAUCCAGGUUCAGAUUUAUACCCAGAAUAUGAAAUUAUAGAUAAUUCUGAAAAUCCGGAAAAUUGUGUACCAAAAAUUGAAAUGGUAACAGAUCGUGCUAUCAAAUGUUCAGAAUUACAAUCUCCAUCAAAACCUAGUACUAUUUGUAGUGUAGACGGUCUCAUUUCCCAAGAUCUGCCUAACGCACUUAGAAAUGUUUCUGCAAAAAUAUCUGUUGUAAAUAUGUCAAAUAAUCUAGCCCCAAGUAACUCCAAACAUAACAAAUCAGUUGAUAUUCGUGAUUCCAGUAAUUGUAAAGUCAUACCUGAGAUUGAAAGUAGCGAAUUUUCAUUGCAAAAUUGUGAAAAUCAAUCCAGAAUUGCUGAAGGCAAGAGAAAUAAUACAAGUGUAUAUGAUGAAACGGGUUCAAGUAACAUAACUACUGCAUUAUCGAAUCGAGAGAUUUCGCAAAGCAUUGUAAAUUCUACUAAAAAUUUUAAUUCUUUGAGCAUAAGGUCAAACAAUGAUAGUGAAUCUGAAUCGUUGGUAAGUUUCAAAAAACAUACUAGCGUUAGUGAUAUGGUUUGGAGUACUAUAACAGAUGGUGACAAUAGUAAGCAUACAACAAGCAAUACAAAUGAAAAUACAGGGAAUAUUUCAAUGUCCGACUCCCAGGAGUCAUCUAUUAGCGAUGAUGACAGUAGCGCAGAAUGGAGUACUAUAUCGAAUAGUGAACAUGAACCACACAAAGAAAGUACAUUGAGUAACGAAUUAUCAAAUUCUCUUGAACAUGUGACAAGUUCAAAUGAAACCCGACUUGAUGAAGGUGUGUCAACUGAGGAUACAAACGAGGCAUCAAAAUCUACAGAAAAUCCAUCUUUGAAUCUGACCGAUAUCGAUCUGAGCGAAAGAUUGAAUUUAUUAUCUAGUAGAAUUAACAUGCGCCAACGCCGUAAACGUUUGUUAAAACUUGAAGUAGAAAACAUGCCACAAGUUGAUGAAGAACCAGCUGCAGUUCCGACUACCGAUGACACAAAAUUAAUUGAGUCAUUUGGUAUGGUCUCAAUAAAUGCAUCUGAUUCGAGAGAGAAUUACAAGACUAAAGAAGGGGUGCAAUCUCCUUAUGAAGCCAGACCAACUGACUUGUUUGUCAAACCAAUGGAUGUAAAUUUGAAAAUAAACUGGCAGCCAUUGGUACUAAUUGAAAAAUUAAAGGAACCUAUAAAGGUUGCUUCUAGCAAAAAGCAAAGUUGGGGCUCAGGGCUUUCUGCGAUUCGCGAGACGGAUGAAACGUUAUUGAUGAAUGUAUCUAAUUUGAUAGAGGAUCACAAGACUGAGGCAGAAGCACAAUCUCCUGAUGAAGCCAAAACAACUGACUUGUUCAAAAAACCAAUAAAUAUAAAUCUGAAAAAAAACUUGCAGCCAUUAGUAUUGAUUGAAAAGUUAAAAGAACCUAUAAAAGUUGCUGCUAGCAAAAAACAAAGUUGCAGCUUAGAACUUUCUGUGGUUCGUGAGAUGGAUGAAAUGUUUCAAGCACGUACAAGGGAUUCUAAUGAAUCCAAUCACAUGAAAAUGGAAGAUGCAAGAAGUACCUGCAAUAAAAACGAGAAUUUAAAUUCUCGAGCUCAAAACUCUAAAAGAAGUAACUUCACAUUCAAUCCAAAUGCUACUCGUAUAUCAGACUCUGAUUGUGUUAAUGCCAAAAUGGAUGUGACUGAACCAGGAAUAAUUGGUAGACAGUCGGUGUUUUUAAAGCCAGGAAAGGAAUGGACUCGCUCUUUGUCCAUACUCAAUAGUAUCCAAGAUAAAUCAGACUUAGACAUACUGAGUACUGGAAAAGGAAAAAAAUGGCGAAAUAGCGUGCAGGCAAUUCUCGAUAUGCAACAACAGAGACUGAUUCAAAGUUGUCUGGGAAAAAAUGAGGAUGACAAAGAAACGGAGCAGCGCUCAAAGGCGCUCGAUUGCACUUCCAUAUCGGAUAGAACAACAUGUACAGAAGUACAAAGUAUUGGAUCUGCUAGUCCGAGCAGAUUCAUUCGGCGAAUGUCAAUCCGUGUAGUCCCUGAAAAUAAGAAGCUGAGUCAUAUUGAAGAUACAUCCUUUCUUGAAGCUUAUGGCAUAUCCGCUAGUAAAAGUAGAAAAACACUGUCUCAAAGAUCAAAUUUCAAUCCUGAUAGAAAGACUCUAGUUGCUAAUGUGCAGUGCGAAGCUGUGGAAAUCGAAACAAUUGAAAAUGAAAAUCUCAGAACCGCAAGAGAUGUCGUUUUACAAAGAUGCUGUCAAAAGGAUUAUUUGCCUUUCACUGAAUCUUUCCCUGAAGAGUACAUGAAGAGAUGUCGAAAAAUUGGCGAAGGUGUCUACGGAGAAGUAUUUCUUUACGACCAUAACAAAAGAAAAUCUGUCAUAAAAAUAAUUCCAAUCGAAGGGAACGCACUUGUAAAUGGUGAACGACAGAAGAAAUUUGAUGAAAUCUUAUCAGAAAUAGUAAUUGCAAAGGAACUGCACAAUCUACGAAACGGCGAGACCUAUCAAACUGAUGGAUUUGUGGAGGUAAAAAAUAUAAGAUGUAUCAUUGGAAAGUACCCUGAGAAGUUAAUCGAAUUGUGGAAAGCGUACGACGAUGACAAAGGAUCAGAUAAUGAUUGUCCUUCGAUGUUUGAUGAAAAUCAAUUGUAUAUAGUAUUAGAGCUUGGGCAUGGUGGUCAGGACCUGGAAGCUUUCGUAUUUCAAUCAGCUGUCGAAUCCCACGCAUUAUUUGUACAGACAGCAUUGGCAUUGGCAGUUGCUGAACAAUCUCUGGAAUUUGAACACAGAGAUCUACAUUGGGGUAAUAUUUUGAUAUCGCAUACCAAAGACUCACGAGUCGCCUACAAACUCAAUGACAAAGUUUAUACAUACCCCACCAGAGGAAUGCAGGUCGCAAUCAUAGAUUUCACACUGUCGAGAAUGUCUUACGAAGGCUGUUGUAUAUUCAAUGAUUUAGCUUUGGAUCCUGCCCUAUUUACAGCCCAGGGAGAAUACCAGUUUGAAAUAUAUAGAAUGAUGCAAGACAAGAUUGGAAAUGAUUGGCAAAAGUUUGAACCGUACACAAAUAUUUUAUGGCUACAUUAUGUUCUUGAUAAAAUGAUCACGGCAUUGAGAUACAAACGACAGUCGACCAAAGUGCAUAAGGAGGCAAUUUCCCGGCUACAAGAACUGAAAGAUAUCGUUUUAGAUUAUGAAAGUGCGUUUGACUUUGUGACUAAUUGUGAGAAAAUAACGAACCUGCAGUGCAAAAGGGCGACUUUGACAACCGUCAAAUCGUCUCAGGUGCAAUCCGAUCAAUUUGACCCAGAAAAAUAACACUACCUUACAUACUAUCUAAGUUUUAUAAAAUUUAUGUAUUUAAAAAAUAGUAGGCAAAAUAUUCUCAAAAUAUGUAAAAAAAUAAAUUUUAAUAAAUUUGGU